CAAACUAUCUUCUCUGCUCUGGGAGUGAGGAAGACAACAGGGCUGUGUGAAGCGUGUGUGUGUGUGAGUGUGAGAGCGAGAGGCGGAGUAGGGAAGUUUCAAUUUAAAAAGACAAUUGGAUUGAUUGCUCUCAGACUUGCACUGCAACCAUGGGGCUAGGGAAAGGGAAGGAUUACAAGCCUGCGGCAACCUCAGAUGGCGAGACCAAGAAAAGCAAAAAGGCAAAAAAGUCGAAGGAUAUGGACGAACUGAAAAAAGAAGUUGACCUAGAUGAUCACAAGCUGACAGUGGAUGAACUUCAUAGGAAAUAUGGGACCGACCUUACCAGGGGUCUAUCCUCCUCCAGAGUAAAAGAGAUCCUGGCCCGAGAUGGCCCAAAUGCCCUCACACCUCCUCCCACUACUCCUGAAUGGGUUAAAUUCUGUAAACAGUUGUUUGGUGGUUUCUCCAUGUUGCUGUGGAUUGGUGCAAUCCUCUGCUUCCUGGCUUAUAGCAUUCAAGCUGCCUCAGAAGACGAGCCUGCAAAUGAUAACUUGUAUUUGGGCAUUGUGCUGUCGGCUGUCGUCAUCAUUACUGGAUGUUUCUCCUACUACCAAGAAGCCAAGAGCUCCAAGAUCAUGGAGUCCUUUAAGAAUCUGGUCCCACAGCAAGCCCUGGUUGUGCGUGAUGGUGAGAAGAAGAGUAUCAAUGCGGAGGAGGUGGUGGUCGGUGAUUUAGUGGAAGUAAAAGGUGGAGACAGGAUUCCCGCUGAUCUGAGAAUCAUCUCUGCUUUUGGCUGCAAGGUGGAUAACUCUUCCCUGACUGGAGAAUCUGAGCCUCAGACCCGUACCCCAGACUUUUCUAAUGACAACCCCCUAGAAACAAGGAAUAUUGCUUUCUUCUCCACUAACUGUGUUGAAGGAACUGCCAGAGGAAUCGUCAUCAAUACUGGAGAUCGUACUGUUAUGGGUCGGAUUGCUACUCUGGCUUCCAGCCUGGAGGGCGGAAAAACUCCCAUUGCCAUCGAGAUCGAGCAUUUUAUCCACAUCAUCACUGGUGUGGCUGUCUUCCUAGGUGUAACCUUCUUUAUCCUCUCCCUCAUCCUUGGCUAUGGAUGGCUAGAGGCUGUCAUCUUCCUCAUCGGUAUCAUUGUUGCCAAUGUGCCAGAGGGUCUCCUGGCCACUGUCACUGUGUGUCUGACCCUGACUGCCAAGCGAAUGGCCAAGAAAAACUGCCUGGUGAAGAACCUGGAAGCUGUUGAGACCCUUGGCUCAACCUCCACUAUUUGCUCCGACAAGACCGGAACCCUGACACAGAACAGGAUGACCGUGGCCCACAUGUGGUUUGACAAUCAGAUCCACGAAGCUGACACCACGGAGAACCAGAGCGGCACUUCCUUUGACAGGAGCUCGGCCACCUGGAGUUCUCUGGCCAGAGUCGCUGGACUCUGCAACCGUGCCGUCUUCCUUGCAGAUCAGUCCAACAUUCCCAUUUUGAAGAGGGAUGUGGCUGGCGAUGCCUCAGAAGCUGCCUUGCUCAAGUGUAUCGAGCUGUGCUGUGGAUCUGUUGCCGGCAUGAGAGAAAAAUAUCCGAAGAUUGCUGAGAUCCCGUUCAAUUCAACCAACAAAUAUCAGCUCUCCAUCCAUCAGAACGCAACUCCAGGAGAAUCCAAGCACCUGUUGGUGAUGAAAGGAGCCCCAGAGAGGAUUUUGGACCGUUGCUCCACCAUUGUGCUCCAGGGCAAAGAGCAGCCUCUGGAUGAUGAGAUGAAAGAUGCUUUUCAGAAUGCCUACGUUGAACUGGGAGGACUUGGAGAGAGAGUACUUGGUUUCUGCCAUUUCAACCUGCCCGAUGAUCAGUUCCCAGAGGGCUUUGCUUUUGAUACUGAGGAGGUGAACUUCCCCACUGAGAACCUGUGCUUCGUCGGUCUCAUGGCCAUGAUCGACCCUCCUCGUGCCGCCGUGCCUGAUGCUGUGGGCAAAUGCAGGAGCGCUGGAAUCAAGGUUAUCAUGGUCACAGGUGACCAUCCAAUCACUGCCAAGGCUAUUGCUAAAGGUGUCGGCAUCAUUUCUGAAGGCAACGAGACAGUUGAAGACAUUGCUGCCCGCCUGAAUGUUCCAGUUUCAGAGGUCAACCCAAGGGAUGCCAAGGCCUGCGUCGUCCAUGGUGGUGAGCUGAAAACGAUGACCACAGAUCAACUUGACGAAGUGCUGAAGCACCACGCUGAAAUUGUAUUUGCCAGAACUUCCCCUCAGCAGAAGCUGAUUAUCGUGGAGGGUUGCCAGAGACAGGGAGCUAUUGUGGCUGUGACAGGUGACGGUGUGAACGACUCCCCUGCUUUAAAGAAAGCCGACAUCGGUGUUGCCAUGGGUAUUGCCGGAUCUGAUGUCUCUAAGCAGGCCGCGGACAUGAUCCUGCUGGAUGACAACUUUGCUUCCAUCGUUACUGGAGUGGAAGAAGGCCGUCUCAUCUUCGACAACUUAAAGAAGUCCAUUGCCUACACUCUGACUAGUAACAUCCCUGAGAUCUCACCCUUCCUCCUCUUCAUCAUUGCCAACAUCCCUCUGCCUCUGGGAACAGUCACAAUCCUCUGUAUUGACCUGGGAACUGACAUGGUUCCUGCCAUCUCUCUGGCUUAUGAAGCAGCUGAAAGCGACAUCAUGAAGAGACAGCCCCGAAAUCCCAUAACAGACAAACUUGUGAACGAGAGGCUCAUCAGUAUGGCCUAUGGACAAAUUGGUGUGAUGCAGGCCGUAGCUGGGUUCUUCUCAUAUUUUGUGAUCCUGGCUGAAAAUGGUUUCCUCCCCAUGGACCUGGUGGGAAUCCGAGUAAUGUGGGAUGACAAAUUCGUAAAUGACUUGGAAGACAGCUACGGACAGCAGUGGACAUACGACCGCCGAAAGAUCGUUGAGUUCACCUGCCACACAGCUUUCUUUACCAGCAUUGUGAUCGUCCAGUGGGCCGAUCUGAUCAUCUGUAAGACCAGGAGGAACUCCAUCCUGCAGCAGGGAAUGAAGAACCGCAUCCUCAUCUUUGGGCUCUUUGAGGAGACAGCUCUUGCUGCUUUUCUGUCAUACUGCCCAGGCAUGGAUGUUGCCCUCAGAAUGUACCCUCUCAAGCCAUGUUGGUGGUUCUGUGCCUUCCCCUACUCCCUCCUCAUCUUCGUUUAUGAUGAAGUCAGGAGAUACAUCCUCAGACGCAACCCAGGCGGUUGGGUGGAACUGGAGACAUACUACUAAAGCAACACAGACGGAGGGAGCUUGUUUCAUCAUUAUUUGUUGCCAUGUUACAUAUUUGUUGAAGAUGCUACACCCGCCCAACAAAACAACAAAAAAAAAAUACAAAACAGAAGUAUAAGUAUGUCUUAAUGUAUGUGUCAUUCACAAUAAAAACAUGUCUGUACCAUUGUA
Messenger RNA from Melanotaenia boesemani (Boeseman's rainbowfish), 3389 nucleotides. RefSeq names its product sodium/potassium-transporting ATPase subunit alpha-1. Gene Ontology annotation, cellular component: membrane. Gene Ontology annotation, biological process: sodium ion export across plasma membrane; intracellular potassium ion homeostasis; proton transmembrane transport. NCBI's taxonomy places the organism in Eukaryota, Metazoa, Chordata, Actinopteri, Atheriniformes, Melanotaeniidae. Bases 150 to 3218 code for a protein of 1022 amino acids. The transcript is spliced from 23 exons. Gene Ontology annotation, molecular function: ATP hydrolysis activity; P-type sodium:potassium-exchanging transporter activity; ATP binding. The record is from RefSeq and is a predicted model, not a curated record.